Molecule: messenger RNA, 3169 nt
Organism: Caenorhabditis sp. 36 PRJEB53466
Lineage: Eukaryota; Metazoa; Nematoda; Chromadorea; Rhabditida; Rhabditidae
Source: the annotation of a GenBank genome assembly
AUGAUCACCUUCAAGCCUCCUCCGAUCCCUUCGUCCUAUCGUCGUUCCUCGAUGCUCCACUUCAUCGACUCGUCGGAGUCGGACGACGAGAAUCUCGAUGAGUUGCCACGUCAUCUGCCUCCUCAUCCGGUCGUCAGAAGACUGGCUCCGCUUCGGUACAAUAUGUCACGUGCCACGUCAUCUCAAAACCUGAAGGACACGACGUCUUCGUCGUUACGUUCUGGUGCAGCCGAUGCAGAUGACACAGUUUAUGCGAGAGGUCUGAUGAGCUCGAGAAGAGCGUCGUGCUUCGAACUCAAUAAAGAGGACGAGUUCAAAGUGAUGGCUGCCGAUAAACUUUUGAUGGCGAUGGAAAAUAUGAAACGGGCGGAAAAUCAGGCCGUUAGAUGGAGGGGAACUUCCACAGAAUCACUACCUGGCAUUGUGCCAAGCAAGAAUCGACGACACUCAAAAGGACCAUUGGAAUUGAUUCACAAUCUGAUGGCCAAAAAAACUCAGAAUAAGAGUUUCAUGGUCGGACCACCGACUUUGAUUUCUUCUACUGUAUCACUUCAUGAGAUUACUGUAAGAUUAAAGCUAAAAAUAUAUCAAACAAAUAAGAGAAAACUUGAGAAGAAAACGAGAAAACCUUUUCACGUUUCAGACACGAGGACCUUCUGGAGCAUCGGCAGAAGGAACGCAUCAGAAGAGUAAUGGAAGUAAUCAGUUGACACGGAAUAUCAUGAACGAGGUGAGAGAAUUGAAAACAAUUCGGGCUCUUUUUCAGAAAAUUGUUCCAAAUCUGAAAAAUGAGAGAACAUAGAAAAAUGACCAACCACGGCGGACCUGUGUUUGUCAAGUGUAAACACAUGGUCGUUCACAGUCAUGCAGAAGUCGUUUUUGUGUAUUUUUCGCUCUUUUCACACUUUUCUCUCUCUCUCUCUCUCUCUCUCUCUCUCUCUCUCUCUCUCUCUCUCUCUCUCUCUCUCUCUCUCUCUGUGUGUGUGCGUGUGUGUGUAUUUUUCUUCGUGACCGUUUCACAUUGAACGAAAUGGGGGAAAAUUCUGGAAUUCUUUUUAAUCCUCAUCUUUCAGGUGCUCACCAAGGUCGGGCCCUACCCACAGAUCGUGCUUCCAUCGAGCGGGUUCUGGAUGGACGGUGUCAAUCAGCAUCAGGCAGGAAUGGACGAUCAAGUGACGAAUAUGAAUGUGAACAGUUGUGCUCGCUUCAAACUGGAAACCGACGAGACGAGCCACUGCUAUCGUCGCCACUUCUACGGAAGAGAACAUCACGACUUCUUUGCCAACGACCCGGUCGUCGGGCCUCUUGUUCUUUCCGUUCGCACAGAGGUCAUCUCCUCCUGCGACCACUUCCGUAUCAUUCUCCGAACUCGCAAGGGAACCAUCCACGAGAUUGUGUCCGCUUCUGCCGUUGCGGACCGUCCGUCUGCCUCUCGAAUGGCCAAACUGCUCUGCGAAGAGAUCACCACGGAGCAUUUCUCUCCUGUCGCUUUCCCGGGAGGAUCGGAGCUCAUUGUGCAGUAUGAUGAGCAUGUGUUGACGAACACUUACAAGUUUGGAGUGAUCUACCAAAAAGGCGGACAGACUACCGAAGAACAGUUGUUCGGAAACCCGCAUGGAAGCCCGGCAUUCGAUGAAUUCUUGUCGAUGAUUGGCGACACUGUGCAGCUGUAUGGAUUCCAGGUGAGAUAGCAUACCGUGGUUUUCAGAUCGAAUAAUUUUGAUUUCAGAAGUACCGCGGAGGUCUCGACACAGUGCACAAUCAAACUGGACACCAAUCAGUGUACAGUGAAUUCAAGAAUCGCGAAGUGAUGUUCCACGUCUCCACAAUGCUCCCGUACACGAUUGGAGAUGCCCAGCAGCUUCAAAGAAAACGACACAUUGGAAAUGACAUCGUCGCAAUCAUUUUCCAGGAGGCCAACACUCCGUUUGCUCCGGAUAUGAUAGCCUCCAACUUCCUCCACGCCUAUGUUGUCGUUCAACCGAUUGACGCGCUCACCGACCGAGUACGGUACCGUGUUUCGGUCGCCGCUCGUGACGACGUUCCGUUCUUCGGACCCACUCUUCCGACGCCGUCGAUCUUCAAACGAGGACAAGACUUCAGGAACUUCUUGCUCACCAAACUCAUCAACGCCGAAAAUGCAGCUUACAAAAGCUCAAAGUUUGCCAAACUGGCCGAACGAACAAGAUCAUCGCUGCUCGACGGACUCUACGCGACUCUCCGCGAACGUGCCGAGUUCUACGCCACUCCACUACUCGAAUCGACGUCGUCUUCUGGAGCAUCUAACGUCUCCAACACGUCCACAUCGUCUGGCUCGUCUGGAAUUCUCAGCUCAGUCAAGAAAGCGUUCAUUGGAAGAAGUCGCUCGGUGUCGCAAGAGGUGCCGCAUGCUCCGCACCGAGCGGCUACUAUUAACGUGGUCAGCCGACCGAAGAAGUCGGUGUCGUCGACAAGCUCGUCCGCAUCGGCAAGGACCCAUUCGCCGAUUAGGGAUGAUGUAGCUAAGACAUACAGGUGAGAACUUUUAGCGCCCAAAUCUUGUAGUUUGUAGUCUGACAGACCCGAGAGAUGAAUGAGAGCAGCGCCCAAAUCGUGUGAUUUGUAGUCUGACAGACCUAAGCGGAAUGAGAGCAGCGCCCAAGGUCAAAUUAAUCAUUUUUCAUUUUCAGAAACGAAUGGGAAGUUUCGUCGCAAGAAUCGCCAGACAACGAACACGAUUCGGAUACUGGAAUGGUAAUUACCUUUUAGCUUUAAAAUUCUAUUGAUCCCGUUUCUUCAGGAAUCCAUGUCCUCAGCGGAACUCUCCUCUCAUCAGACACGUGCCUCUUCGUGUACUUUCUGUGUCGAUGAUUUCCACACGUCUUCAGAAGCAAAACGGCUUGAAACUUUGUGUGUCGACGUCGCCCGUCUUCAGAAUGAGAAGCAUGAUUUAUUACGACAGAAUGUUUCGUGCAAAACUGACAUAAAGAAGUUGAAGGACAGGUACGCCGAAAUCAUCGCUAUUCCGUGUGAGUACCAAAAUUUCAGACAAAGUAUCCUGUCAGAAGAACUUGAACGCGCCAACGACGAGAUUUCGCGUCUGCGCCGAAUGCUGAAGAAGCCGUCGUCGAGUGAUAUGGCGCCAGUUCAUCAGCACUUCGAACGCUCCUAUUCAGAUGUAUCCGUGUGA